UGCUGAAGUCUUCCUCUAACUGGAGUCACGUCACAUGUUCAUAGCCGAAAAACUAAUCCCCGAGCACCAUUUUUCCAUGGCAAUCCUUCAGCUCCGUAUAAUUCAACACUCUCUGUGCACUGUACUUGUUUUUCUUCUUCAGUUCCCCUUACUCGGGUACCAGUACAACGUCCCAGAUAAGUAUUUUAUCAAUUGUGGGUCAGACAGCAGUGUUACCGAAAGUGGGAAGGCUUACGUUGGUGAAACUGAAUCAAACCUUAAAACCAAUUUUAACAGCAGCAACACAGAAAGGAGUGAGUCACCGCCGCUUUCUCCUCUUUACCAAACAGCAAGGAUUUUUCGAAAGGACUCUUGGUAUGAGUUCAACAUCGACCCAACUGGCACUUUCCUGGUACGCCUCCAUUUCUACGCUUUCUGUUCCCCUAGUAAUCUCUCCUCGGCCAGGUUCAACGUUUCGGUUCCUGCUUUCUGGUUGUUGCGAAAUUUCAAUGCUACAAAUGGUACCAAUAACAACUCUGCUUUAGUAAAAGAGUUUUUCAUUCAUAUCACAUCCCCCAGCUUCAGAAUCACUUUCAGACCUUUGCCAUCAUCAUUUGCGUUUGUCAAUGCCAUAGAACUCUUCCUACUCCCCCUCCAUUUGAUCGAUGAUCGAGUCUCGCGUUUCACUUAUAGCGGCAAUAACCAAGGCUUAGAUGCAUACAACAAUUUAUACUCUCGGGUGUUGGAGACCAAACACAGGCUCAAUGUUGGUGGCCAAACUACCAAAGAUAGCUUAUUGAGAAAAUGGAUUCCAGAUGAUACUUAUCUCGUUUAUCCAGAAAACGCCAAGAAUAGUUCCCCUUACCAUGAUAUUAAGUACCGUGUAAGUGAUGACUCAGGUGGUCCAAAUGCAAAUAAUUUCACGGCGCCAAUUGAUGUGUACGGAACUGCUAAAGAGAUCAAUAAUAAUUCUGCUGGUGCCGGAGACGCUAAACUUUUAAACAUAACAUGGCGACUUCCGGUGGAGAAGAACAUAGAUCAUCUCCUUCGGCUUCACUUCUGUGACUAUUUCAGUUCACAAAUUGAUCUUGCAUUCUUCAAUGUGUCCAUUUACGACAUCAAUGUUAUGCCUGUAAAUAAUGACAAAAACGUGUCUAACGAGUUGCCUGCCCCUUAUUAUUAUGAUUUUGUGGUGCACUCUGAUGACUCUGGAUUUAUGAGGAGGGUCAGCGUAACACCUGAUGCAUCUGCUUACGUUCCUAAUGCAUUUUUAAACGGGAUAGAAAUAAUGAAAAUGAUUGAAUUACCAAAUUCUGUUUCUAUUCCUUCUGACAUGGGCAAAUCCGAUUCCAAGCAUAAUCACCUUCCUGUGUUGCUGGGUUCAGUUCUUGGAGGCUUAGUCCUGUUUUUUGUAGUGGUUGUGGUACUUGUCUUUCUUUGGCGUCUUAAAAUGAGGAAGCAAAAGCCCGUUGAGAAUUUGGACUGGUUGCCAAUGCCAGUUAUUGCUGGAGGGAGUUCUCACGGCAGAUUGACUGAGGGAACCGUCCAAGGCCCUCCUCUUCCCAACAUAAACCUUGGACUCAAAAUUCCAUUGCUUGAUCUUCAAUUGGCAACAAAGAAUUUCCACACAAGUCAGAUAAUUGGCAAGGGUGGUUUCGGCAACGUCUACAACGGAGUUCUCAAGAAUGGCAUGAUUGUGGCAGUGAAAAGAAGCCAGCCAGGGUCAGGUCAAGGCCUUCCAGAAUUUCAGACAGAGAUCAUGGUUUUGUCUAAGAUUCGUCACAAACACCUUGUUUCCUUAAUUGGGUAUUGUGAUGAAAGCUUUGAAAUGAUUCUGGUUUAUGAGUACAUGGAAAAAGGGACACUCAGAGACCAUUUGUACAAUACAAACUUUCCAAGCUUGUCUUGGGAGCAGAGGCUUGACAUUUGCAUUGGAGCUGCCAAAGGUCUUCAUUAUCUUCACAAAGGAGUGGUUGGUGGAAUCAUUCACCGUGACGUAAAGUCCACAAACAUAUUGCUUGAUGAGAACCAUGUUGCUAAAGUUUCAGAUUUUGGCCUUUCAAGAACAGGUCCUCUUGAUCAUGAAUCACAUGUCAGCACCAGUGUUAAAGGCACUUUGGGGUAUCUUGAUCCUGAGUAUUUGAGGAAGCAACAGCUGACAGAAAAAUCUGAUGUCUAUUCAUUUGGGGUAGUUCUUUUGGAAGUGUUAUGUUCAAGACCAGUUAUUGAUUCAUCGCUUCCAAGUGAACAGAUAAACUUGGGUGAAUGGGGAAUGCUUUGCCAAAACAAGGGGAUACUACAAGGAAUAGUUGAUCCUUCCAUCAAGGACCAAAUAGAUGAAAACUCACUCAGGAAAUUUAGUGAGACAGUAGAAAAAUGUUUACAAGAAGUUGGUUCUGAUAGGCCAACCAUGGGAGAUGUGUUGUGGGACUUGGAGUAUGCGCUGCAGCUUCAGAGAGGUGUUCAUGGUAAUAGUUAUAGUAGUGUUUCUGCAUCACUUCAAUUGCCCAAUGUUCGGCGUCUUGCUUCAUUCUCCACACCAAAUGAAGUGGAUGACUUGUCUAAGAUUUUAAAUUCCGGCAGCAUAAUGUGAUUGUAGCUAUAGUGGCAGCUGAUACGCAAAUUGAAG
Cajanus cajan (pigeon pea) is the source of this 2608-nucleotide messenger RNA. The record is from RefSeq and is a predicted model, not a curated record. Lineage: Eukaryota; Viridiplantae; Streptophyta; Magnoliopsida; Fabales; Fabaceae.